UAUAGAAGAGACUCUCUCUCUCCUGCUCUUUAGCUCACACCUCGCUGGUAUCCGCCAUUUCUCUCUCUUGAAUGACUAGCUCCGACUACUCGCAUGGACGGCGGAAUUCUAGCUCCCGUUCACGGACGAGCAUGCAGGACCGGAUUCCAUACUCACCGAGCUCAGCCUACUCCGAGACUUCCAGUGUCCGGAGCCGAAACUCCGUAGCCGAUGCAGCCCGGUCUUUUGCAGGAGUCUUUGUCUCCUGCUUCACUCCGCCAGAGACGAAAAGCUCCAAAAGUUUCGCUGACUCUGAUGAAUUUGGAGCCCCCUCUGUUACACCGGAUUCUUUGGGAGCUGGUAGCCAGAGAAGGCGCAGUUCGAAUAGGGGAAUUUAUGCACAUUCCAAUAAUUCAACCCAUGAAAGAGAACCUGUUAGUGCUAGCGAGAAACUUACCAUGGAGGGUAUCUACAAGGUGACAAGGAACUUCUCGCCAUCUUUCAAGAUAGGACAAGGUGGUUUUGGGACAGUUUACAAAGGGAGGCUUGCAGAUGGAACAACAGUUGCAAUCAAGCGGGCUAAAAAGAGUGUUUAUGACAAGCAUUUGGGCGUCGAAUUUCAGAGUGAGAUCCGAACACUAGCACAGGUAGAACAUUUGAAUUUGGUUAAGUUUUAUGGAUGUUUGGAGCACGGAGAUGAAAGAAUUGUUGUCGUGGAGUAUGUUCCUAAUGGAACCCUUAGAGAACAUUUAGACUGUGUUCAUGGAAACAUCCUUGACCUCGCUGCAAGACUUGAUAUAGCAAUAGACGUGGCUCAUGCAAUCACCUAUCUGCAUAUGUACACAGAUCACCCUAUCAUUCAUAGAGAUAUAAAGUCGUCAAAUAUUCUCCUUACGGAAAACUUUCGGGCCAAAGUGGCAGAUUUUGGGUUUGCUAGACUAGCAGCUGACACCGAUUCAGGAGCCACCCAUGUGUCCACCCAAGUAAAGGGAACUGCUGGCUACUUGGAUCCAGAAUACCUUAGAACCUAUCAACUUACUGAGAAAAGUGAUGUCUACUCGUUUGGUGUGUUGUUAGUGGAACUUGUCACAGGCAGGCGUCCCAUCGAGGCAAAACGGGAACUCAAGGAACGGAUAACUGUGAAAUGGGCCGUGAAGAAGUUUGCUGAUGGUGAUGCUCCUUCAAUAUUGGAUCCAAAGUUGGAACACUCUGCAGGAAACAGUCUGGCUGUUGAAAAGCUUCUUGAACUAGCCUUACAAUGCUUGGCACCACGCAGACAGAGUCGGCCUAGCAUGAGAAGGUGUGCCGAGAUCCUUUGGAGCAUCCGCAAAGAUUACAAAGAACUACUGGGUUCAGAUUUCCGUUCAUUUUCAGCUCGUUCCCAAAGGAGCUAGAACAACAAAAUAAUAAGUGAGCUCCCAAGAGAAGUUGCUUGAAUUAUGAAUUUUUGUCUCAUCUAGAUAUGAAAAAUGUGCUUUAUCAUCUCAACGGUGUUAAUCCCGAACGCAUAACAUUGGUGUGGAUUUGAGUUAUUGGGUAUAUGGCUCUCUGUUCGGAUGCAACACCGACAGUUUGCGUCGAUUUUAAUUGGUUUCCUAACCAAUUAUUUGUAACGAAUGGAUUGGAAGGAAAAAAAAAAGGUUUCAUAAAUGUUUGGUUCUUUGGAAAGUCUAAAGGAGAUUUGCUGUUAGGUUAUCUCUAUUCUUUUCCCUGCUGGAAUGUUGAUAGAAUUGCCUUGUCUAUAAAAAUUUAGCUAGAGAUGAUUUCGUUCAUAUUCAUGUAUUAUAUUUUCGUGAAUUUCAAUAUGUUAUUCACAUUGGGUUGCUAUGUAUACUACUAAUAAGGUAAUUUGUGUGUGUAAUAUAUUGAAUAUUUGUUUCUUCAGCCAAAUAUAUUACAUUUAUAUUUAUUUAA
Messenger RNA from Humulus lupulus (European hop), 1893 nucleotides. RefSeq names its product calmodulin-binding receptor-like cytoplasmic kinase 2. NCBI's taxonomy places the organism in Eukaryota, Viridiplantae, Streptophyta, Magnoliopsida, Rosales, Cannabaceae. Bases 72 to 1373 code for a protein of 433 amino acids. The transcript has 6 exons. The record is from RefSeq and is a predicted model, not a curated record. Gene Ontology annotation, molecular function: protein kinase activity; ATP binding. Gene Ontology annotation, biological process: protein phosphorylation.